AUGUCUUACAACAUAUUUAUAUUAAUUUUUCUUAACUUAAUUUUAUUUCAUACAGUUUUAACUCUUAAUAAAUGUGAAGAAAUUGAAACAUGUGGAUCGUGUAUCCAAGAAUUGCAUUGCAGUUGGUGCAGUGAACCACUUGAUCGUUUUGCUCAUUGUCGUUCUUCAAAUUCUCUGGAAGCAUGGUGCAAGAAACAAAAAAUAUCUCCGACAAGUUCAUUAAAAGUAACACAAAAUAAGCCAUUUUCCCAGGAAAAAGGAAACGUCGUUCAACUAACACCACAAAAAAUGUUCAUCAGUUUGAGGAAAAAUGAAUCUUACAAAAUUAAAUUUGAAUAUAAACAAGCCGAAAAUUACCCAGUGGACUUAUAUUACAUCAUGGAUCUUUCAGCUUCCAUGAAUGAGUCCAAAAUGAUGUUAGGUGCAUUAGGCCAAAACAUAUCCGAUACCAUGAAAAAUUUGACCAACAACUUUAGAUUAGGGUUUGGAAGCUUUGUAGAUAAACCAACGUUACCAUAUGUAAGACAAAACAAUCACCCUUCCCGUAAGAAGAUUGCUAAACCGUACAGCUUUAAAAACCACCUGUCUCUGAGAGACGACGCCAACGAGUUUAACAAACAAGUAACAAACGCCAAACUCUCGGAAAACAUUGAUUUUCUUGAAGGUGGUUUUGAUGCUUUAAUGCAAGCAAUAGUUUGUAAAAAGGAAAUCGGUUGGAGAUCCCAAGCAAGACAUCUUUUGGUCUAUUCCAGUGAUGCCGGCUUCCACAUAUCUGGUGAUGGUAAAUUAGGCGGUGUAAUCGAACCCAACGAUGGGAGGUGUCAUCUCACGGACAACGAAUACGCUGAUUCUUUGCUGUACGAUUACCCGUCGGUAUCGCAUGUCAAUCAGGUGGCGAAGCAAAACAAUAUAAACAUAGUUUUUGCUGUAAGUGGGCAGAAAAUCAACAACACCUACCAUAAGUUAUCCGGUAAUAUUGAGAACUCAAACGUGGGUACUUUGAGUAACAACUCAGAUAAUGUGGUGGAACUGAUUAGAGAAAAUUAUAAUAGGAUCGUGGAUUCAGUAACAAUGACUUCAAACGCAUCUAGCGACAUGGAGGUAUACUUCGAAAACAACUGUGCCGAAAAAGACAAAAAACCAAACGGUUGCAACAACGUCCAUGCAGGAACGAUCAUCAACUUUUCCGCGACAAUUCGACCCACAGAAUGUACGCAAGGCAACAACAAAAAAAUAAUAGCCAUCAAACCAGCAGGUCUAGAUGAAGAGUUUAUAGUCGAAGUCAACGUUAUAUGCGAUUGUGGCUGUGAGGAAAAAUCCGAUGAUACCUUUGAAGAAAAGUCCGAUAAAUGCUAUCAGCAUGGAAAUUUUGCUUGUGGGGUGUGCGAAUGCAAUGAGGGCAGAUAUGGCGAUAAUUGCGAAUGUGAUGGUGAUAGUUUUACCAGUCAAGAUGUGAGGGAGUGUCAGAUUGAUGCUAACACAACUGUGUGCUCUGGACGCGGAGAAUGCAAAUGCAACAAGUGUGUAUGUAAAGGUGCUGAAACUGGAAAUCCAGCACAUUUGAUAUAUGGGAAAUACUGCGAAUGCGACAACUUUAAUUGCAACAGGGGUCACAAAAAACUAUGCUCUGGAAAUGGAAAAUGCGAAUGUGGACAAUGCAAAUGCGAUGACGGUUGGACAGGAGAAACAUGCGAGUGCAGAUCCAGAAAUACGACAUGCAUUGCACCUGGUGAUAACAAACUUUGUUCUGGACAUGGCAGCUGUAGCUGUGGACAAUGUAUUUGCGAUGUAGAUGACAAGAGAUACUCUGGAACAUUUUGUGAAGAUUGUGCUACUUGUCCAUCACAAAGAUGUGAGGAGUUGCGUCCAUGCGUUGAGUGUAUAAUUAAUAUUAAAAAGGAUAUGAUUUGUUCUGCUAAUUGUAACUUUUAUCAAAUACAUAGCGUAGCGAGUUUUAAUGGUACAAUUAAUGCAGAUUCGGAUUUUAAACAGUGUCAAUUUUUGGAUAAAGAUGGCUGUAGGAUAAUCUUCAGAUAUCACUACAGUGAAAAUGGCACUAUAAUUAUUGACGCGUUGGACGAAAGAAUAUGUACAGAAGUCGAUGUCAUAGCUUGGGUAUCAGGCGUGGUGGGUUCGAUAUUGUUGGCAGGUUUAUUGACGUUAAUAAGUUGGAAAAUAUUUACCGAUGUUCACGAUAGGAAAGAGUAUGCUAGGUUUGAAAAAGAACGAGAAAAUGUCAGGUGGAACGCCAACAAAAACCCCCUGUAUGUGGAAGCAACAUCAAAAUAUAGUAACCCAGCCUUUAACCAACAUGCCGACAAAUGUCAUCAGCAUGAAAAUUUCGCUGGUGGAGUGUGCAAAUGCUAUAAAAGCAGAUAUGGCGAUAAUUGCAAAUCAGGGAGUAAAGAUGUGAGGGAGUGUCAGAUUUAUGCUAACACCAGUGUGUGCUCUGGACGCAGGGAAUGCAAGUGCAAUAAGUGUGUCUGGGUCACAAAAAACUAUGCGAUGACGGUUGGACAGGAUAAACAUGCGAGUGCAGAUCCAGUAAUACGACAUGCAUUGCACCUGGUGAUAACAAACUUUGUUCUGGACAUGGCAGUAACUGUUGUAGCUGUGGUCAAUGUACUUGCGAUGUAUCACUACAGUGAAAAUGGCUCUAUAAUUAUUGACGCGUUGAACGAAAGAAUCUUUACAGAAGUCGACGUCAUAGGCGUGGUGGGUUCGAUAUUGUUGGCAGGUUUAUUGACGUUAAUAAGUUGGAAAAUAUUUAGCGAUGUUCACAAUAGGAAAGAGUAUGCUAGGUUUGAAAAAGAACGAGAAAAUGUCAGGUGGAACGCCAACAAAAACCCCCUGUAUGUGGAAGCAACAUCAAAAUAUAAUAACCCAGUCUUUAACCAACAUGUAUUUCCUGCUCAUAAAAAAAACCGAAUAAACAAAAUCUCCAGUCUUGGGGGCGGGACCAGGAAGUGGAAGGUGUUGAAAAGCGUGACGUAUAGUGAAGAGGGGGACCGCUGUGCCAGGGAAUCGCGGCUGCAACUUCUUGGUGCCAUCUUGAGCGUAGCACUGAGUCCUACAUUACGAUGUGGGUUAACCAGGAAAUACGCGAACUGUUGCAUUUCGCCGUCGAGCUUCCCGCCGAUCGGAUCAAACUCUCCGUAUUCAUUACGCUGUGAUAAUAGAUUUUAUUUUGCUACGUUACUUGGAGAGGAUGGAGAAGGCAGAGUUGGAAAAGGAUAUGGACGAAAAAGUGGCUCAGCUAGGACUCACUUGAGAAAGGUCACUGGUCACAAAAGAUGUCAGACGUGUCACCUGAUGGAGAGUAAACCAAAAAAAGAUAUAAAUUCAAAUUUGACAUCGAAACCAGCGCAAGGAUUGCCAUCAUCCAGGUCACCAUUCCAGAACGCUGUAGAAGAAAAAUAUCCAGAAAUUAAGAACAUACUGGAGAAAUGCACUAAAAAAAUCCCUCCCGAAGAAACAAAAAACGUAAAAGUAGAAAAACAUGAACCGAACAAUCCUAAAGUGGGCUCUACGAGUGCACCUGCCAGCGCUAAACCUCAGCCCCCUCAAGAAAAUCAACAAAAUUUGGAAACGUGCAGCAAGAGGUCCAACAGUUGCCUAGAAAACAAGUACAAACUCACAAUCACUUCCGAGCGUUUGCAACAGCUCAAAAAAAUCGUUGAUACUGCCAUUAGAGAGCACAGAGUGUUCAGCAUAAAGGGAAACUGGAGCGUCAUCCGCAGGGAACUGCUCAAAAGAAAUUGGGUCGAAAAAAACGAACCGGCGACCAAAAAAACGAACAAACCAGAAGAAGAUAUCACCAGCAAUCUGCCGAUGAAACAAGAAUGGGAAACGCAAGCGGCUUAUGUGCAAAAGUGUGAGAGAAUGAUCAUGUCCAGGAUGAUGCAACUUGUCGAUGUAGACAUCCACUAUAGUACCAGAAAGGAUCAAUCCGAUUUAUCCCACAGGGCUAACGCAUACAAAUUAUGCAGCAGAUUUAGUAGAUCCUUAUUUUCUUCCAAGGAAGGUUUGGCUCUAUUGCUUACGCAAGCCUACUGGUAUACAGAACCUGGAGUGGCUGUCAUCAACUUUCCAAGAUGUUAUGUUUUAGGUUUCCCAGAUCAUUUCAAUAUGUUCGUGGACGAUUUUCGUAUGACGGCUUGCAUAGGAAUGUUAAAAUGGUUCGCUGAGAAGUUUAACCCUAAGGACAAAUACUCGAUACAAUCGAACGAUGGAAAGUGCCAGUUUUCGGCCUUACAAUUCGCUAUACAACGUUGCAGCGAAUAUAUAGACUCUCAAAAACAUAACGACAUAGACAAAGAAUUACCGACAAUCUACGAGCACGAGUGGGAUGCGUUUUUAAGAUACUAUUACGAUCUUUUACACCACAAUGGCAUGUUUGUUUAUAACAAGGAUUAUUUAUUAGCAUCUACUUAUGCUACGAUAAAAUCUACAUUGAGAGAACUGGAGAAAUACUGGCCCGAAUAUGGCAUAGACGGUAUGAAAAAUAUCUGGAUAAUAAAACCUGGAAACAAAUGUCGCGGCAGAGGCAUCCAGCUGGUAAAAAAUUUAGAGGACGUCGAAAAAUUAAUGAACUUAAAAUUAAAGUACGUUGUCCAGAAAUACAUAGAGAGGCCCCUAAUCAUCCACAAAACCAAAUUCGACAUACGGCAGUGGUUUUUGAUCACGUCAGUGCAGCCGUUGAUGGUCUGGAUGUACAGGGAGUGUUAUUUGCGGUUUAGCAGUCAGAUUUUUAGCUUGGAGAAUUUCCACGAAUCUCUACAUUUGACAAACCACGCUGUUCAGUGCAAAUACGCCAACGUGGAGCAAAGAAGCAAAGAAUUACCCGACAACAACAUGUGGGAUUGCCACACGUUCAAAGCGUACUUGAAGACGCUUGGAUGUAUGGAGAAAUACGACCAAGUGAUCUAUCCAGGCAUGAAAGAGAGUAUUGUUUGCGCCAUGCUGGCAAGUCAAGACACCAUGGACAGAAGAACAAAUACCUUUGAAAUUUACGGGGCCGAUUUUAUGAUUUCCGAUGAUUUCAGACCGUGGUUAAUAGAAAUUAAUUGUUGCCCUGACAUGUCGUUGUGCACGUCUGUUACAAGCCGCAUGUGUCCUAAAGUAAUGGAGGACACCAUCAAAGUCGUCAUUGAUAGAAGAUCAGAUCCUAAAGCUAAUACUGGAUUAUUUGACUUGGUGUACAAGCAAAAUUUCCCUAGAACGCCACCCUAUUUGGGUAUGAAUCUAGCUGUAAGAGGACGAAAGAUAUUCAAGUUAAAAUCAAAAUCCAAACAAGAAAAAAAGGAGGAGAAGAAACAUCGUGAAUCUAUUCUUGGUCAAAAACGCAGGGAAAUAAUCAAGAAUAAGUUCAUAACGGACGGGAAUAUUCUAAAAACGUUCCCGAAAAUAGUCCAAUCCCCCGAUAUCUACAAGGGACCCCUCAUACAGGAUCUGAUCGAGGAGCUGCACAAAACGGUGAUCAACGAGGACAGCGGCAUCAAUUUCGUUCCAGCGUUGCCGAUGUCGGUCACUCAGCCUGCGAAAAAAAAGCUGGACAGCGUCAAAAACGACACGGUACCGAAAAAAAGCCUAUCGAAACCUAACUCUAAUUAUUCUUCCAACAGAAAAACAAACGUAAAAGAAAAUGACAGACGUUUGGGGCGUUCCGGAAACAUUCGCAUUAAUUUGAUGGGCGAAAUUCAAAAACGCAAAAUUCCUCUUCAUCAAUUGGGUGACAGUUGGGAGAUGGAGACCAUUAGUAUUUUAAAGGGUAAAAACAUUUUUCCUAAUUUUCCAGUUAUUAAUAAUGAUAAAGACUCCAAUAAAAAUUAUAUCUAUGAAGAGUAUAAAUCGACAGAUAAUGAGGAAGAAGUCAUCACAAAUAAAACUAACAAGGAAAUUUCCUUUCGUUUAAACGUGAAACAAAACAGUAAAGACAAAAAUAAAACACUCCCCUCAAAUCUCAAAAAGGAUGUUUCAAAAGAUAAUAAGAAAACCAGACAUUCAAUAGCAAAUCAGCAGUAUCAUUCAAAACAACCACGGACAAAUCUAUGUAUAAAAGAAAAAAAGUCAGAAUAUAUCAGAAAUAGGAUCAACUUGUUCCAAUGUAAACAAAGAAGAAAAAAACUGGUGUACGAAGACCACUUGUCAGAGGUGACCAAAGAAAUAAAGAACGUUCUUUUGAAUUUAAGAAGCCACCUACUCAAUAUGGACAAGAAGCAGGACUCGUUUUCCAACGUGGUUCCUGAUUCGGAGGCAGCUUAUAAACUAAUUUUAUAUAUAAAAUUAGUUUAUCGAGGAAAAAAUCCAACCCGAUGCAGCAGAAGGAUAAAAGAGACAAGCGAAAAAUGUGAACCACAGCAUUCGGAAGCAAUAAGUGAUCAGCUCAAUAAUUUCGGUAAAAUCAUGGAUCAAAGCGUUAAUGUGUUAUCAAAUGCAAUAAAAACCGUUACAGAUGAAGAGUAUAAAUCGACAGAUAAUGAAGAAGAAGUAAUCAAAUCAAUAGAGGACCUUAUAAGGCUAGAUAACAUGAGGGAUAAGACGAACAACAAGCUCGAAAAUAAAACUAACAACAAGGAAAACGUGAAACCAAACAGUAAAGACAAAAAUAAAACACUCCCCUCAAAUCCCAAAAAGGAUGUUUCAAAAGAUAAUAAGGUUAAAUCCGAAGCAAAAAAUAAUAGUGGGGGUUCCAAAUCAGGAUCUAAUGAUAAAUCAAAAGGUAAAUGUGAAAAUAAACAAACAAAACCAGAAAACAUUAAAACAUUGAAUAGCAAAUCAGCAGUAUCAUUCAAAACAACCACGGACAAAUCUAUAAAAGAAACAAAAAGUCAAAAUGUAUCAGAAAAAGGAUCAACUUGUUCCAAUGUAAACAAAGAAGUUAAAAAACUGGUGUACGAAGAACAGUUGUCAGAGGUGACCAAAGAAAUGAAGAACGUUCUUCUUAAUUUAAGAAGCCACCUACUCAACAUGGACAAGAAGAAGCAGGACUCGUUUUCCAACGUGGUUCCUGAUUUGGAGGCAGCUUAUAAAACUAGUUUAAAAAGGAAAAAAUCCAACCAGAUGCAGCAGAAGGAAAAAACAAAAGAGCCCACUGAAAUAAGUAAACCAAAAACAUCCAAAGAUAUUAUUAAUGCAAAAAAAGAAAAAAGAAGCAAAAGUGUUAGUCCUGUAAAACCUGCCGUUGCGAAAAAAGCAUCUCCUACGUCACCCAAACUACCAUUAUUGUCUCUACAAGAGUUGAAACAGAAGGCAAACGAGGCAAUGCGUAAGAAAAAAACCUUUACCGUGCGCGGCCGCUGGAAUGUUGUACGAAAGGCUUUGGUGAGCCGAGGAUGGGUAGAAAAAAUCGUAAACGAACCUGGUUUGAAUAAGGAUCUAAGACGGAUGAUGUAUUACACCGUACCAGAACUGAAUAUAUUGAUGAGGGUGGAGGAUUUACGCGAACUUUGCGCAAGAGUCAUCCUGUCAAAACAUCUGGACGAACACCAGGUUGAUUUGUACUGGUCUUCGCAGUUUCAGUACUUUAAAGCGUAUGCAAACUCCAGCAAACUAAGCUUGAUCAACAGGUUCAGAAGGGACGUUUUCUCUUACACGAGCAAAGGCGGGCUCUGCGAGGCCUCCAAGCAGGAAUACUGGUUCAGGAUUCCCGGAGUGGCAGGGAUCAACCAUCCGAGAACCUACAAGGCGUCCUCGCCCAGCGAGCUGCAGAGUUUCGUCAAAGAUUACCGCAUAACGGCAGCGUUAUCUCUGCUGAAGUGGGUUGUGAGGACUAGCGAGACUCAGGAGCAAAAAGUGAUAGGUCCCACGGGAAAAAUCGCUUUGGACUUUUUCAAUUUUGCUGCUGUCGAGUGUUACAAGUUUAUCAAGACGAAGAAGCAUGAGGAUAUUGAUAGGCAUAUUACCGAGGCUAAAGAGGAGGAAUGGAAGAGGUUUUUGGAGGCUUUUUAUAGAAUUAUGUAUAUAGGUAAUCACUUUAGAGGCGAUAACGUCACAACAGUGGUCGACAUGGUUAGGAAAAGUAGUUAUAUUCUUAAAACAGUCGAGCAAUAUUGUCCUUACCUAAAAAUGGAUGGUCAUAUGAAUAUAUGGAUUCUAAAACCUAUCAAUAGCAGCAUGGGCAAAGGUAUUCAUGUUUGUAGAGAGCUAAAUUAUAUGCUUAACAUAAUGAAAAAUAAGCCUAAAACUGGAUAUAUCGUCCAAAAGUAUAUAGAACGGCCAUUGUUGAUACACAACACCAAAUUCGAUAUAAGGCAGUGGUUCCUUAUUACAUGCGCCAAUCCCCUAACUAUCUGGAUGUAUAAGUCUUGUUAUUUGAGAUUUUGCGCACAAACUUACAACCUUAAUAACCUCCACGAAGCCAUCCACCUGACCAACAACUCGGUCCAGAAAAAAUAUAUGCGGCGUACAUUUGAUCCGGCGCUGCCAUCGUAUUUGAUGUGGGAUUCGAAGCAGUUCGAGAGGUACCUUUCGAAUAUAGGUUUUCCGAAGGCGUUCCAGACUAUAAUCCAUCCCGAAAUGAUGAAAUGCUUCACUGCGGCUGUGUUGAUGCUUCAAGAUAAACUCGAUAAAAGACCGAAAAGUUUCGAGUUGUACGGUGCAGAUUUUAUGAUUACAGAGGAUUUCAAAGCUUGGUUGAUUGAGAUUAAUUCAAACCCAGCACUUUUUGAUUCGACCCCUGUAACAAAGACCCUGUGCCCACAGGUUUUAGAGGAUGUCAUUAAAGUGGUGGUGGACCACGCCAAAGACCGCAAAGCAUCCACAGGCGACUUCGAGCUCGUUUAUUUGCAGAAGGAGAAGCACUUCCAGAAAACGCAUCCGAGUCUCAAGCUAUGCGGCAAGACGGUUCCAAAGAAGUAUUUCGCUCGCUCUGACAGCGAGCUGGUCAAGAAACCAGAAGUAAAGCCUCAGCAAGAGUUGAAAGCCACGAAGGAGUCGUUGAAUUCAUUCGGAAAUGGCAUGAAAAGGACUUUGGAAAACUUGCAGAGGCUGAUCAAACUGGAGAAAAUGCGGAAGAGCCGUAGAAAAACUAUCGGUACAGCCACCGAUAAAAAAAAGUCAGUUUCAAACGAAACCAACUGCAAUACUUACUUGGAAUUCUAUGAAGAUACUGCGUACGAAGACUAUAAGGAGGCGUUGAAGAUCACCAACAAAAGUGGUCAUCUCAGUAGACAGUUGAAUGAAAGUGUGGGCGAUAGUAAACUUGACGACGACGACGAGAUUAAAAACACCUUAAACGAACUGUUGGACCUAAUAAGGAACGAAAAGGAGCGUAGGAUCCAAAACAUGAAAAACGCAAAGAAAAUGUCGCCAGACGAAACCCUCGAGAUGGACUCGGAAAUCGUUAAGGACGUGAUCCAAAACUUGAAAGAAUCAGGCAAAACAGACUUUUUGUCGCGAAUAAAAUCUGCAACCAGCCAUCUAGACUAAACAAGUUUAUUAUUAUUAAUUAAUUAAUCAAAUUAAAAAACUUGUACACUGCCCCAUAAUAAAUAUUGAAGCAUAAUUAAAUUAACCUUAAUUGUUAAUAGAAUUAUGUAUAAAGUUAAAUUACAUUUUAAGUGACUUGUCACUCGAAUCACAUCACUGUAUGUAAAAGCUACCACUUUUUACAGACACCUUUUGUUGUAUGUAUUUUUAAAAUGUUUUCCUUAGGUCUUGUUAUUUGAGAUUUUGCGCACAAACUUACAACCUAAAUAACCUCCACGGAGCCAUUCACCUGACCAACAACUCGGUCCAGAAAAAAUAUAUACGGCGCACAUUUGAUCCGGCGCUGCCAUCGUAUUUGAUGUGGGAUUCGAAGCAGUUCGAGAGGUAUCUUUGUAGUUUAUUAACGCAGAUAUUAGGGUUUUUAUCAGAACUUUAUUUUAAUGUAACAAAUUAUAUAUUUUAUUUUUGACAACUAUUGACAUUACAUUUAUUAAUAAUUAUUGUUGUUUCUAUUGUUAAGAAUUAAGGUUG
Brassicogethes aeneus is the source of this 9960-nucleotide messenger RNA. The record is from the annotation of a GenBank genome assembly. NCBI's taxonomy places the organism in Eukaryota, Metazoa, Arthropoda, Insecta, Coleoptera, Nitidulidae.